AUGGCCUAUGACCGCUACGUUGCCAUCUGCAAACCCCUGCGCUAUGGGACAAUAAUGGCCAGAAGAACUUGUGUCAACAUGGCAGCAGCUGUCUGGGGCAGUACUUUUCUCUAUGCUGUGCUGCACACUGCCAAUACCUUUUCCCUUCCCCUCUGCCAAGGUAAUGCCCCGGACAAGUUCUUCUGUGAAAUCCCCCAGAUCCUCAAGCUCUCCUGCUCAGAUGCCUACCUCAGAGAGGUUCGGCUUCUUGUGGUUACUGCCUGUUUAUUAUUUGGGUGUUUUGUUUUCCUUGUGGUGUCCUAUGUGCAGAUCUUCAGGGCUGUUCUGAGGAUCCCCUCCCAGCAGGGAUGGCACAAAGCUUUUUCCACAUGCCUCCCUCACCUGGCCGUCGUCUCCCUUUUUCUUAUUACUGUCACAGUUGCCUACCUGAAGCCUUCCUCCAUCUCUUCCUCCUCCCUGAAUCUUUUGCUGGCAGUUCUGUACUCGGUGGUGCCUUCCACACUGAACCCCCUCAUCUACAGCAUGAGGAACCAGGUGCUCAAGGAUGCAGUGUGGAAACUGAUGACAUGGAUUUUUUUCAGUACUCAUAAAGAUCCCUUCACUCUCCAGUAA
Molecule: messenger RNA, 612 nt
Organism: Cygnus atratus (black swan)
Lineage: Eukaryota; Metazoa; Chordata; Aves; Anseriformes; Anatidae
Product: olfactory receptor 14A16-like
Exons: 1
Coding region: 1-612 (203 amino acids)
Biological process (GO): G protein-coupled receptor signaling pathway
Cellular component (GO): membrane
Molecular function (GO): olfactory receptor activity
Source: RefSeq, a predicted model, not a curated record